AUGGCCUCCCAUACAGUUGAAAUCGCUCCUGGUAUUCAUCAAAUAGUGCUCAAUUUCUCAGAGCAUACGAGUGAAAUCGCACAGCUGCGUACUUGCAUCGAGGCUCUCGAGUCACAGCGAUCUGCCGUGCAAGCUCCUGCCGAAGUUGAUGGAAGCAACAGCAAUCAUUCUGUUGAGCAACGGGAGCCCAUUCCGAAUGUAAUCGCAGGGGUUACACCAAUCUGCAGUGGGUUGGUAAAGCCCGGCCGUUACAUGCAAUCUCUGAAGCCGGCAUUCAAACGAACAGUUGUAACGGUCCUGAAGGACGAGACCAUUUGGGAAGAUUUUCCCGAGGUCGGAUUCUCUAUCAAGCCCUCCCUGAUACGGACAAAGAAAGGGAAUUGGCUAGGAUGCGAGAGACAGAAGCUGCUUCGUCCCCAAAACGAGCUGAUCGCGUGUUGGGACGGGCAGUGGUGCUAUCUCGGGACUUAUGCAACGUCGCCGCCCGAGAUGUUGUCUGCCGAGGAGUUUGCAGCGCUACCAGACAUGACCCGUAAAACGGUUAUUGCCCAGUCGGGCAACAAGCGCUACCACAGAGAAUUACGGGCGAUGUAUGCGACGGGCGAGCUUGUAGCGCGAAAGAUUAGGUUCCGGCGCGUGGGGUACAACGUGAAGUACGGUCAGGCCCUAGUCGCGAUCGCGAACCAGGAGGAAGUAGAUGCUGGACUCGUGCACACCGGUUCUGGCAUGACGUCAGCUGUGGCUGAUGAUAGCGACGAUGCACCUAUGUCCGAUUGA
Molecule: messenger RNA, 777 nt
Organism: Postia placenta MAD-698-R-SB12
Lineage: Eukaryota; Fungi; Basidiomycota; Agaricomycetes; Polyporales; Adustoporiaceae
Exons: 5
Coding region: 1-777 (258 amino acids)
Source: RefSeq, a predicted model, not a curated record